This is a messenger RNA of Saccharomyces paradoxus, 1215 nucleotides long. It is a transcript of the gene YSR3, whose product is annotated as sphinganine kinase YSR3. The record is from RefSeq and is a predicted model, not a curated record. NCBI's taxonomy places the organism in Eukaryota, Fungi, Ascomycota, Saccharomycetes, Saccharomycetales, Saccharomycetaceae. The transcript has a single exon. Gene Ontology annotation, molecular function: sphingosine-1-phosphate phosphatase activity. Bases 1 to 1215 code for a protein of 404 amino acids. Gene Ontology annotation, cellular component: endoplasmic reticulum membrane.
AUGGCUAUUACUCAGACGGUUACUGAAUUGAGUGUUGCCGAGGACACCAUCAAAGUUCAGGUGGCUGCUUCUAGCGGCAAGCACCUAUUGGCAGAUCCCGGUAAUCAUCCAGCGGAGCAUUUCGAGGGCCAGAUGUCGCGGCUAAGGUUUCAAACAAGGCAAUAUCUGACUAGAUUCACAGAUAACCAAUCAGAUUUCAUAUAUUCUUUACAGGAAAAGCACAGAACGCCUUUUAGAGAUGUUUAUUUCAAGUACACUUCGGUUAUGGGUUCUCAUAUGUUUUAUGUUAUUGUGCUUCCCAUGCCUGUGUGGCUGGGAUACCGCGAUUUAACUCGGGACAUGAUCUACGUUCUUGGUUAUUCAAUAUAUUUGAGUGGGUACUUGAAGGAUUAUUGGUGCCUACCAAGACCAAAGUCGCCACCAGUGGAUAGAAUCACGCUAAGUGAAUACACUACGAAAGAAUAUGGUGCACCCAGUUCACAUUCUGCUAAUGCUACCGCGGUAAGUUUAUUAUUUUUUUGGAGAAUAUGUUUAUCAGACACACUGUCAUGGCCAACAAAGCUUAUUUUACUGAGUCUGGUUACUUUUUACUACUUCACUCUGGUUUUUGGUAGAGUUUACUGCGGUAUGCAUGGUAUGCUGGAUUUAUUUAGUGGUGCCGCAGUUGGAGCUAUCUGUUUUUUUAUGAGGAUUUGGGUAGUUCACGUUUUACGAAAUUUCCAGAUUGGUGAGUGCCUCUGGUUCCCUCUUCUGAGUGUAACAUGGGGCCUGUUUAUUCUGUUUAACCACGUCAGGCCUAUCGAUGAAUGCCCCUGUUUCGAAGACAGCGUAGCUUUCAUUGGGGUAGUCAGUGGGUUGGACUGUAGCGAUUGGUUAACCCAAAGGUACGGAUGGAAUCUUGCAUGUAGUACGUACGGAUCAUCCGGUCCCAAAGUGUUCUUGAGGCCUCUGGUAGGUGUCGCAUCCGUGAUUGUUUGGAAAGACGUCAUUAGCAAGACAGCUGUCUACACGCUGUUGAUUAAACUAUUGAGAUUUCACGAUGAUAGAGGCGAAAAGGCACAUUUGCAUAACGAGACAAGUGAAGAAGAAGAGUGUUCAUUGUACGUCGGCGUUCCUAAGGUGGAAAUCAUCGGAAGAUUUCUCAUAUAUGCAGGUAUCCCUACAACCGUUUUUCUAUUAUGCCCAGUUUUUUUUACUUGGACAAAUUUAAGCUAG